GACAUGCAGAUGAGGGGCGCCGGGGCCGCUGGGAAGGGGUUGAAGAGCGCGUGCGCGGCCCGCCUCCUCCCUCUUUUGGAUCCUCCGCCGCGCCGACAUGGGCCACCAGCAGCUGUACUGGUCUCACCCCAGGAAGUUCGGGCAGGGCUCCCGCUCCUGCCGGGUGUGCGCGAACCGCCACGGGCUGAUCCGGAAGUACGGCCUGAACAUGUGCCGCCAGUGCUUUCGGCAGUACGCCAAGGACAUCGGCUUCGUCAAGUUGGACUAAAUUACGAAUGGAGCAGAACUGCAGUGAGAAAAGGAACUUUCCAUACCAUGGCAUACUCAGCUGUGAUUAUUGGACAGAAGCAAAUUUUUUGUAAUGCUCCAAUUUUGUAAAUAAAAUUGACGUGUCAUUA
Messenger RNA from Pristis pectinata (smalltooth sawfish), 398 nucleotides. RefSeq names its product ribosomal protein S29 (gene rps29). Gene Ontology annotation, biological process: translation. The transcript has 3 exons. The record is from RefSeq and is a predicted model, not a curated record. Gene Ontology annotation, molecular function: structural constituent of ribosome; zinc ion binding. The coding region runs from base 98 to 268 and encodes 56 amino acids. NCBI's taxonomy places the organism in Eukaryota, Metazoa, Chordata, Chondrichthyes, Rhinopristiformes, Pristidae. Gene Ontology annotation, cellular component: cytosolic small ribosomal subunit; ribosome.